Molecule: messenger RNA, 644 nt
Organism: Blepharisma stoltei
Lineage: Eukaryota; Ciliophora; Heterotrichea; Heterotrichida; Blepharismidae
Source: the annotation of a GenBank genome assembly
AUGCUAGCUCCCCUUCCUCCGUGAGCGAACAAAAGUAUUGGAAAAUCCCUAUUUUUUGCCCAAAGUCCGCCAUCUGUGCGAGCCAAAAAUUUUGAUAUAUAAGUGAUAAUUAGCGAUGAAAUCUGUUUUAUAUGGAAAAAAAUUGCAUUUUAAAAAUAAAUUUUACCAAUUGUGAUUUUUUAAUUUCGAAAAAAAAAUUAUUAAAAAAAAAUUUACUUGUGAGCGCACAAAAUAGUUUUGUUUACUCACAAAGGGAGGGUGGAGUAAGGCAAACGAAAAGAUUUAGCGUUCUCCGAGCAAGACAGCCAGAAGAAGAAAACGGCUUAUUAGGCUGACUUGAAGGGCUUUUAGGCAACAAAAAGGAACAGAAAGAAGGCGAGCAUGAGAAAGAAGAAAAAGAAGCCAAAAAAGAUAAUGAGUCUGAAGAGGAGAAAAAGAAGUCUGAUGAAGAGGAUAAUAGUGAUGAGGAUGGAGACGGAGGAAUCAUGAUUCCCAUUCCACGAGGGCUAGCAGGCCUAUUUUACUUCAAAACGAUGAAGAAGCCUGAUAGAAUUUUCUUGCCUUUACAGCACCAAUGGCAAGAUCCAAGACUAUGCAGCUUAAGAGGCAUCAAAGCGAGUGGUUUUAAUAAGUUUAAAUUUUAA